Drosophila ananassae is the source of this 2803-nucleotide messenger RNA. It is a transcript of the gene RN-tre, whose product is annotated as USP6 N-terminal-like protein. NCBI's taxonomy places the organism in Eukaryota, Metazoa, Arthropoda, Insecta, Diptera, Drosophilidae. The coding region runs from base 324 to 1781 and encodes 485 amino acids. The transcript has 7 exons. The record is from RefSeq and is a predicted model, not a curated record.
CCGGCAAUGUAACUAUCAAUGUGGCCAGAAACUGCUAUAAAAUGGCUUAAGCAGCAACACUGGCUCGAAAUGCAGCUCGAACAGCGCUAAAAUAGUGAAAAAAAAAAUAGUUUAUCCAACACUCCAGCGCCGAGCGGUUAAUAAGAAAACACACACGAAUUAAAUGUUUCGCGCUAUCGCCAAGGGAGCUAAGAAGCAGCAUCCGCUCCCCAGACUCGCCAGUUCCCGCUCCCACUGCCGCUCCUCCGUCUACUCCUCAGCCUGAUCCUCAACCACGUCCUCCUCCUCCUAGUCCCCUCCUGGUUGCCCUGCUCCGGCCAACGAUGACGGAUGGCGAACAGCAGGAGGCACUGGUCAAGCGGGCCGAGGACGAGCGGGAGGGCAUCUUUCGCCGCUACGAGCUUGGCCUGGACCCCACCAACAAGGUGGACUCCUGGGAGAAUCCCACCUUCGAGAUCUACCACAUAACAGACAAAUAUGGCUUCAUGCACGACUCCCGCCUGCCGGAAACCCGCGACGCUCAGGAGGUGCAUCGCACCAAAAUCGAAGUGGAACGGGUUAAGAAAUGGGUAAAGAUGCUGGAAACAUGGCCACCGCCGCCGGACAAGCUACACAAGCGCAUAUACAAAGGGAUACCCGAUCGGAUGCGCUGGCCGGCUUGGCUAAGAUUGCUCAAUGUGGAACAGUCGAUCGAGAAUAACAAAAAUGUGUACAACCGCAUGCUGACGCUGGCCAAGAAGUACUCGACGGAGACGCGACAGAUCGAUGCCGACGUUAACCGGCAGUUUCGGGACAAUCUUGCCUACCGGGAGCGCUACAGCGUGAAGCAGUGUUCACUUUUCAAUGUGCUCAACGCCUACAGUAUCUACAACUCGGAGCUGGGAUACUGCCAAGGUAUGGCCUGUGUCGCCGGCGUCCUGCUGCUCUACAUGCAGGAGGAGCAGGCCUUCUGGGCGCUAAACACGCUAAUUACGGACCAAAAAUACGGAAUGCACGGGCUGUUCAUUGAAGGCUUUCCCAAGCUGACGCGCUUCAUCGACCACCACGAUCGCAUACUGUCCAAAAUAAUGCGCAAACUCCACAAGCACUUUACCAAACACAACGUCGACGCACUGCUCUACGCCAUCAAGUGGUUUUUUGUGGUCUUCGUCGAACGAGUUCCCUUUAGCCUUAGUCUGCGUGUGUGGGACAUAUUUCUAUUGGAUGGCGAUAAGGUUAUACUCUCCAUGGCCAUCACGAUCCUCUAUCUCCACAAGGAUGAGCUGCUGCAUCUCAAAGACAUGGACGCCAUCAUCGAGUACUUGCAAGUGAAGUUGCACAAGAACUUUGGCUACAACGACGACGACGCCAUCCAGGCCCUGGAACGCGUCAUGAAAAAGCUGAAGGAUCUGAAGCUGGACGUCCCACCGCCAGCCAAGUCAAAUGAGUUUCCCACGCGCACCCUGGGCGACUUUGUGGAGGCUGACAUGGAGAAGAAGAUCGGUCGGAGGCGCAACGAUUACACGGAUACCGAAAAGCAAGUCAUAACAGAUGUGAUAUCAAGACAAGAACAAAACGCGAUUGAGGUACAAUCGACAGUGUCCUACGAGACUUCGGAAUGCGCCACGGUUACGCUUACUGUUCCCGAGGACUCGCACUCAAUACGAAGUUCGCUUGCAGGUACUUCAGUUGCCUCGCACGGCUCGUCGGAGACCAUGUCGCUGGAGGACAAUAAUAUUCACCUGAAAACCGCCAACAUGCUACAGAACACUCCGCAGCGGGAAAUGCUGCUGGGCACCUGACGUCAACUGCCGCCUGCGACUUCCACGCCGCAGGCAGCUGCAGAAAACCGCCACACACACACCACAGGAUCAGUCACACACACAGCCACCACUAGCCCCGCAGCGGACACGGGAAGAGCUGCAGGAACUAGUCCCAGAACUUUGGGAGUCAGCCCGAAUUCUUCGCCAAGAUCCACACCCACACCGCCGCCAGUGCCACCAAGAUCGCCCCUGUCGCUGGGAUGACUGGCAAAGCAAAAGUCGGCGGCGGCCAACCAGAGCGGAGUCACCUAGUUCUUGGUCAGCGCCGUCGCCGACUAUCUUUGUAGCUCUACCACCGCUGAAGCCACUAGGAAUACUUGUCUAGUACACCUUUAGAAGCAGCCUGGCAUCAAGUUUCCAAGAACCUAGAGCUAACACCUUUGUACAUACUAAAUGCUUCUGAAGAACAGUGGAAUCAGUUUCUGGGAUAGAUGCGCCAAAUUAAAUUUACAACAGUUACGAGUUAAACAAUUGAUGAAAAGCAAUCGAGAAUUAAAUACGCUAAAUGCUAAAGGAACAAUAUUUAAGCAAGAGCAAAUCGUAUCUAAUACAACUACAAAUCGGUUAGAAAUCUAUUAAUUGCAUAAUUGAAUUAAACCUAAACCCAAACAAAUAUAUAUAUUAUAGAAAUUGUUGUAAAUUUGUACUUGUAUAUACGUACCGAACAAAAUACAAAGCAACGUUAAAAAGUUACGUCCAUUGAAUGAAAUCGAAUGUAAAGAGCGAAAGCAUACAACCAAAAAUAUUAUUUGAAAGCUAUAGGCAGCAGUAUGAAUUAAUUACGCUAGAUAUUAUGUAUAUGUAUAGUUAUAACACAGCAUAGCAGUACGCGGCAAGACAAACAACUGACAAGUUAAACGAGUAUUUAUAAUUCAUUUCAUUAUGGACCUUCACACAAACCAGAAUCAUUAGUUUAAGUUACUCAGAAAAAGGAAUUAUGUUUAUUUAAGUUUAAUUUAUGUUCAAGCAAGUUUCAAAUAAAACUGUCAACUCAAUCUAAA